Molecule: messenger RNA, 2889 nt
Organism: Arachis stenosperma
Lineage: Eukaryota; Viridiplantae; Streptophyta; Magnoliopsida; Fabales; Fabaceae
Product: recQ-mediated genome instability protein 1-like
Exons: 8
Coding region: 277-2277 (666 amino acids)
Biological process (GO): double-strand break repair via homologous recombination; resolution of meiotic recombination intermediates
Cellular component (GO): nuclear body; RecQ family helicase-topoisomerase III complex
Molecular function (GO): nucleotide binding
Source: RefSeq, a predicted model, not a curated record
AAUGUAAAUUGUAAAUUGUAAAUUGUAAAGUGCCAAGAGCCCAAGAGUGUAUAAAACCUAAAUUGAAGCGACUGGGAUUUGGAAAUUAAAUUUUGGAGGGCGAUGAAAAAACAAGAGGGCGCGAUCUUUCAAAUAUUUUGAGUUUUUUUACGCGGUUUUCUCAGAUUCCCGCCUACGCAAAAUUUCUUCUCCCUCCAAUAACACUUGUUUGACUUCGAAUUUAACAAUGGACUGAAUGGAGGAACACAUUUACCGAUUUGCCACUGCAGUUAAAAAAUGACAAUACGUCGCCUUGUUCUCGACGACGACGACGAAGUUGAACAACUUCAAACUCCGCAACCCUCCGUCACAUCCACGCCCCAACCUUCAAACUCCUCUAACUUUCCAUCUGUGCCUCUUCUAAUCUCCGACGACGACGAUGAUGCCGCCUUCGUCGACGUCCCCGAUUACCUCUCGCCGCCGCCUCCUCCGCAACCUAGGGCUUCAAGCUGCCCCGUGGGCGACUCUCUUCGUCGGCUGGGACUGGGGCUGAAGAGAGAGUGGGUGGAUGCAUGCCUUGGCGAACUUGAGGGCUCCGUGAGGGGAUUUGCGGGGUUCGAUGUUACUGCGAAGGCCAAGCUCUGUUUCGAGCAAUUUCUCUUUUCGGAUAUGAACUCGUGUGGGAGCGGCGUGCUGCCUCCCAAUGUGCAUUCCAUGCAUCUCGUUAAUCUCUCCGGCCCUUUUGUGUUGCAGGUUGAUGAAAUCCUUAAUAUGAGUUGUCCUCUUCGAGGGAGAUAUCAACAAGCCCCACCCGGAUUAAAGAGGUGCCUGAAGUUAUCAAUGACGGAUGGCAUUCAGAGAGUCUUUGCGAUGGAAUAUAGGCCCAUUCUAUCUCUUGAUGUUUGUGCAUCUUCUGGUUUAAAGGUUGCUAUCUCUAAUGUACAUGUGCGACGUGGGCUUUUGAUGCUUGUCCCUGAGACAAUUGAAAUUUUGGGGGGACUAGUUGAGCAGCUGGAUGCAGCUCGAAAGCGGCUAGUUGAUGAAUUGAACAAGCCACCCAGGGGGAAAAGAACUAAACAUGGAGUCCUUCCUCCUUUAGCAACUAGAGCAACUCUUGCAGCAUGGCCAGCGAGUACAGUUGAUGAUACUGGGCGCAGCAGCUCUGUGUUUCAAAGUACUGAUUCUGUCCAGAUUAACAACGAAGGUGCUGGCCUGACCAUGUCUGGCACUGGAAACUGUGUAACUACAGAAGAUACCAAUCUCAUGGGUGUACGAAAUGCUGCUUCCAAUUCAAUACCCAGCACGGUUGCAAACGCUGACACCAUGAAUGUGGAUAUGCAUGCUGAUACCAACCCUGCAAGCUUUGCGAAUUCCACAGCCACUCAAUUCUCUUCAGCAGUUGCAAGGGCUCAGGAGAUGCAUAUAGAUACUGCAGCUAUAGCAGGAGAAAAUUCGGUCGGCAACCAAUCUUCUCAUUUGUCUACAAAUGAUGCAACGGCACAUAAAGAUACUGUUCAUAUAACAAGAACAAGUUAUGUGCCCCCGAAGAGCUCUCCUAUUGUGCAAAAUGUCGAGACAGAUAAGGAUAGAGUUAUUGAAGAUACAGAAAAUGAUCAUCCUAGAGGAUCUUCCUCCACUGUUCCUAACAAUCAUGAUGUCCAUAUGGUUGAUGACGAUUACCACGCCAUUGAAGUUACAGAUAAUGAUCUUUGGAGAGGAUCUUCCUCCACUUCUGUAAACAAUAACAAUGUCCAUAUGGUUGAUGACAGUGACCACCCACGUAUGCUGUCUGCAGACCAAGAAGUUCCUUUCACAUACUUAGCUAGUUUGUCAGCCAAGUGGGUUACAAUGAAGGAGAAAGUUCCUUCAGUUCAUGGUAAAAUUAAGUGCUUUUUAACUGGUGUAAAGCGAUUCCAAUAUAAGGGAAGGAGAACAUACGAGCUGCAGGCAUAUGUAGAUGAUGGUAGUCUCAUUGCCGAAGUUCUUAUUGAUCAUCAUGUUGUACAAAAUGGAAUUGGCUAUUCUCCGGAGGAAGUCACUGCAGCACUUUCUUCUUCUGACAACAAAAUAGUGCAGAACAUAAAGAACGUAAUGCAUAAGUUCCAAGCAUUUUUAAUAAACUUCGAGGGUAUAAUGCAGGUGGAACUAAAUAGAAAAUCAUCGCUUCCAGUUGCUGUAGAGAUGAGUCAAGGCUGCCCUCAGUCUGAUGCGUGGUUACUUCUGAGACGGCUCAAGUCCCUUUACCCCCCACAAACCCAAACACAUUGUCCUUCGAAUCCAAUUGAAUUGUCACCAUAGUUAUCUGAAUGGGUAGAAUGUUAUAAGUUGGGCUCUGACUAUUGUCAUGUUACCUAUGGCAAACUGCUUGCAUAAUUGAGAUGGACUUGGAUUUGUUGGACAAUUGAAUCAUUUUUUCAUAAAUUUAUGGCUAUGCUCCUUCGCUUGUGUAUUCUACCGAGCUCGAAAUUAUGAUUGGAGUUAUGAAUUAUAAGCAAGCAUUUGGUGAUGUAAAGUAAGACUUAUAGCACAUGGAUGUAUGGAUGUAAUUAAGGCAAUAGGCAUGACAUAUGUAUACAGAAUGGUCGUUCUUUUCAGAACUAGUAAGAGCCUUCUCUUUUCUCUGCAUUAGAUUUUGGGUUCUAACUUCUAAAAAAUUGCGAGCAGAUAUUCUGGAGGAAGAUUUCAAGUUUAGAAGAUUUGGAACAUAUAUAAAGACAAAUUCGUACUUAAAAGUCGCCAGGAACGGAACAAGAGCAAGAAAAAGAAUAAUAAAAAAUCAGAGCAAUGCCUUGGCUUCAAUCCUGAGCCGUUUCACUCUAUUAUCUGUUUUAGAAAGUUUACUUGUACAAAGAGACUUGAGAGUUUGUUAAACACAUUGUAAACGCCCUGUAAUCUAGAAGGACAAACUAU